AAAGACCAAAAUGCCAAACUUGCAAAACCCAUUUCUCUCUCAGUCUUAAACCCUAAAGGCAUUUCAUUUAUCUAACAGUCGACCACUACCACCUUCGUUGACGACGCUUGCAAUGACGCCGUCUCGUCUCUAUCUCUAUUUCCUCCGCCGUUUCUCCACCGCCGUCACAGAGUCCACAACCACCGCAUCUCCCGCCGCAAUCACCGUCUCCAAAGCCAAGUCCAAACUCCGCAAAGUCCACGAUCCCGACAAAGCCUUGGCGAUCUACAACUCCGUCUCCAGCAACGCCUCAUCCCCUCUCUCCUCUCGCUACGCCAUGGAGCUCACCGUCCGCCGCCUCGCCAGAUCUCACCGUUUUUCCGACGUCGAAGCCUUAAUCGAGUCUCGCAAGAAAGACCCACAAAUCAAAACAGAGUCUUUCCUCUCCACGCUCAUCAGAUCCUACGGACGAGCCUCCAUGUUCGACCAUGCUAUGAGGACGUUCGAGGAGAUGGAACAGCUCGGAACGCCCAGAUCCGUCGUCUCCUUCAACGCCUUGCUCGCCGCUUGUCUCCAUUCGGGCUUGUUCGAAAGAGUCCCCCAACUGUUCGACGAAAUGCCUCAGAGGUAUCGUAACAUCACUCCCGAUAAAGUCUCUUACGGGAUGUUGAUUAAGUCGUAUUGCGAUGCUGGCUCGGUGGAUAAGGCUAUGGAGACUAUGAGAGUUAUGGAGGAGAAAGGUGUUGAGGUUAACAUCAUUUCUUUCACAACCAUCCUAGGAUCGUUGUAUAAGAACGGGCAAACGGAUGUAGCGGAGAGCUUGUGGAGCGAGAUGGUGAGUAAAGGCUGUGAAUUGGAUAACACUGUUUACAACGUUAGGCUCAUGAACGCUGCUAAGGAGAGCCCCGAGAGAGUCAAGGAGUUGAUGGAUGAGAUGUGUAGUGUGGGGUUGAAGCCUGAUACGAUUAGCUAUAACUAUCUUAUGACUGCGUACUGCGUGAAAGGGAUGAUGGGUGAGGCCAAGAAGGUGUACGAAGGGCUUGAUGAGAAAGAGGGUUGUUGUGCGAACGCGGCUACGUUUAGGACGUUGAUAUUUCAUCUGUGUAUCAACGGGUUGUACGAUCAGGGUUUGGUUGUGUUCAAGAAGAGCGCGUUGGUGCACAAGAUUCCGGAUUUCAAGACGUGUAAGCAUUUGACUGAAGGACUGGUGAGGAAUAAUAGGAUGGAAGAUGCGAGAGGAGUGGCUAGGAUCGUGAAGAAGAAAUACCCUCCGCGUUUGGUAACCGAGUGGAAGAAACUAGAAGAGAGUCUUGGAUUGUAUACAAAGGCCAAUGCUGCUGGUUCUUCCCGAACAAGACAAGUGUCGGAUCAAGAAAGUGAUGCUGAUGCAUAAAGCUAAAGAAGAUCUGUGUGUUUGUUUGUGCUGUCUUGCUUGAUCCAGGAUGCAUUUAUUUUCUCAUAAACUAGCUGUGAAAGCUACAAAAGUUUCUAGUGGUUUGAAUUUAUAUAAAGAUGAGAACAAUUAUAGCUUGAUAAAAGAUAGAGAUAG
This is a messenger RNA of Brassica oleracea var. oleracea, 1528 nucleotides long. RefSeq names its product pentatricopeptide repeat-containing protein At2g18520, mitochondrial. The coding region runs from base 113 to 1372 and encodes 419 amino acids. NCBI's taxonomy places the organism in Eukaryota, Viridiplantae, Streptophyta, Magnoliopsida, Brassicales, Brassicaceae. The record is from RefSeq and is a predicted model, not a curated record. Gene Ontology annotation, molecular function: protein binding. The transcript has a single exon. Gene Ontology annotation, cellular component: chloroplast.